Hymenoscyphus albidus is the source of this 1039-nucleotide messenger RNA. Lineage: Eukaryota; Fungi; Ascomycota; Leotiomycetes; Helotiales; Helotiaceae. The record is from the annotation of a GenBank genome assembly.
AUGUACUUCAAAUCCUCAGUUGUCGUUCUUGCAGCAGUUGCUGAGCUUGUUGCUGGCCAUGGUGCUAUGGUUAAGGCUGUAGGAAACUUGGGUGGUAUGGCAACGGCCCUCGGUAGUAAGUCAAAGAUCACUUCAUCUUGUCUUUGAUCGGCGAAUUGACACGCUUCCAGUUGACCCCGCCACUCCUCGUGAUGGAAGCAAGAGAAACCCGGAUCAACAAGAUUCCACCAGAUUCAAGAAUGCUGCCGCUGAUGCUUGCGGAGAGACCCUUGCAGGUGGAGCUAACGACCCAGCUACUCAAAUCCCAAAGAUGCUUGCAAUCAACCCAACGAUGCCACAAGUCUCCCAGGGCGGCUCACUCAUGAUGACUCUUCACCAGGUCAACGGUGAUGGAGCUGGACCAUACGAUUGCAUGAUCGACUCCACCGGUACCGGAACCCAAUGGCAAAAGAUCCAAGUUACCCAACAAGUCCCAGGUACCAAUUCACGAUCAAAGGCCAAGGCAACCGACUUCCCUCUCACCGUAAAGAUCCCCGCUGAUCAGACUUGCACUGGUACCGCGGCUGGUGAGACUAAUAUGUGUAUUGUCAGAUGCAACAAUGCAGCUCGUAAGUUCAUUGCCUUUACAAUUUCUAGCUUGUCUUAUGACCAAAAACUAACACGUUCCUUACUAGGCGCUGGUCCAUUCGGAGGAUGUGUUCCAAUGCAGAUGCCCAGCGCGAACACCACCGCUGGCGCCGCACCACCUGCUGCUCCUGCUGCCGCUGCACCUGCUGCUGCAGACAAGCGCGCUGUUGAGUUCGUCUCGUAAUGGACAAGUCCUUCUGCAAGGGGUGUGGUUGUCUACAACCUAGCUACUACUUUGAAAGUCUCCCAGGCGAAGUUCCGGGGAUGGCUGGUCGGAUGGCUUUUGUUCACUAUUGAGAAAAGUAACUUGGAGGUGUUAUAGGAGUAGAUAUUGAUAUCACUCUUGGAUUUUUUUUAUGGACUACAGUACCACAGCUUGUUGUUUCGAGGUAGAUGGGGAGUGUAGAAUGGG